Messenger RNA from Rotaria sp. Silwood1, 1260 nucleotides. The record is from the annotation of a GenBank genome assembly. NCBI's taxonomy places the organism in Eukaryota, Metazoa, Rotifera, Eurotatoria, Philodinida, Philodinidae.
AUGAUGAACAAUAAUUUUACUAUUAGUAAUGAUGAUAUACAUCAUACAGAACAAAUAUCAUCAUUUAUUGAUUUACGAUUUUUUCUUGUUCGUAUUUUUUAUCCAUGUUUACUUGCAUGGGGUACAAUUGGUAAUGCAUUAUGUUUACGUGUAUUAUUAAGUAAAAAAUUUUUAAAAAACUCAACAUGUCAAUAUUUAGCUGUACUUGCUGUAAUUGAUAUACUAUUUAUAUUAAUGCGUUCCGGUAAACAUGUUUAUAAAUUAUUUCGUGUUACACCUAUAUUUAAUACAUCAAAAUGGAUAUGUCGUAUAUUAACAUUUUUUUCAUCAGCACUUGCACAUAUGGCAUCAUGGAUAUUGGUUAUUGUCAGUUUUGAUCGAUAUUUCAUAGUAACAAGUGGAUAUAGACGACAUAGUUCAUCUGUUAAUCGAGUUUUUUGUUCAACAAGUAUACUUAUUGCUAUUGUCGUUUUAUGCAAUCUUUAUUAUUUCUUUAUACUUGGUCGCACAACAAAACUAAAUUACUACGGAUCAAUUAGUCAACAAUAUCCUUUGUUAACUGAUACAAUAGAUAUUAAUAAUAAUACGUCUUUAGAAGCUAUAGAUUCUUAUAAUUUAUUUCAAUCAACAGUAAUUUCAAUAUUUGUAUGUAUGCCAAGUAGUGGUUAUGAACGUUUUUUUCGUACUUAUAUACCUAUAUUCGAUAUAUUACUUGUUGCUGUUAUUCCAUUUUUUCUUCUUUGUUUUUCUAAUAUUGGUAUUAUAAUAUAUACAAUGCGUAAAAGUCGUCAUAUGCAUCAACACCGUAAACGGGCACAUCGUCGGCAUCAACGAUUAACAAUAAUGCUUUUAUCAGUUACCUUAGCAUUUAUCGGUUUAACAUGUCCAUCAGUUAUAUUCAUAUGUGUAAAUAAAAUGAUUCAAUCAAAUCGAAUGAAACGCGAUGAAAAAACUGAUACUAUUAAUGAAUUAUUUGGUAGUCGUCAACCGUCAAGUGUACCAUUAAUUGUUGAAGUAUGUGAAGCAUUAUGGUAUACAAAACAUGCAAUGAAUUUUAUAUUAUAUACAUUAAGCGGACAAGACUUUCGUCGAGAAUUUAUUAAAUUAUUUACAGAAUGUUUUCAUAAUCGGCCAACUAUAUUAAAAAAAUUAAUUCGACAAACUCCUUUGACAACAGAACAAAGAAUUGAUUCAUCAUUAGUUGACAUACCCAUAAUCACAACAAAUACAAGUCAUAGGAAAAAAAAACCAAACAAGUAA